This is a messenger RNA of Magallana angulata, 642 nucleotides long. RefSeq lists its product as uncharacterized. The transcript is spliced from 2 exons. The record is from RefSeq and is a predicted model, not a curated record. The coding region runs from base 3 to 524 and encodes 173 amino acids. NCBI's taxonomy places the organism in Eukaryota, Metazoa, Mollusca, Bivalvia, Ostreida, Ostreidae.
AAAUGAAGAUCAGUUACAUAUAUUUAUUUCAAUCCAGCGUCCUGUUGUUUGGGUUAAGCAGUAAUCACAUAGCAGAAUCGGAUGCCGAGGUUUGUGAUGUACGCUAUUUUUGCACAAUUAUGUCUUGGCAUCCAUGGAGUAGCUGUGAGCAAAACUGCAGCAGACCAGCAUCACAGCUCAGGAGACGUUUUCUGUGUUUCGAUGACUUAGCUGUUUCUAACCCAAAAAGAGAGAAGGUUUUAAGAUAUUGUAAUAUAUCGAACCAAAUACCAAUGAUGGAAAAGCGAACUUGUGAGCAAGUUAAUUGCUUAAAAGAGAAAGUGAAUACAUCAAUCGCACGUGAAAACUGCAGUUCUUUAAAUGACAGUCUGGAAUUGCCAGUUUGGAUCCAGAGAAUUGAAUUCAUCGUUUUGGCAGUGGUAUCGGCGAUAUUUCUGAUGACUAUAGUAUGUGUAUGUCGAAAGUGUUGUCUGUUCUGGGGGUGUAUCACUGACGAUGAUGAUGAUGACAUUGAUAGAAAGUAGAGAGCAAAAGUUAAAGUUUCGGCAAUUUAAAAAAUUAAAUUCUUUUAUGGAAAUUACUUGUGCUAAUGUUUAGAACACAUAUUUGUUGUGUUGUUAUUCAAACAAUAAAUUAUCAAUA